This is a messenger RNA of Zingiber officinale, 2208 nucleotides long. RefSeq names its product chitin-inducible gibberellin-responsive protein 1-like. The transcript has 2 exons. Bases 436 to 2019 code for a protein of 527 amino acids. Gene Ontology annotation, cellular component: nucleus. NCBI's taxonomy places the organism in Eukaryota, Viridiplantae, Streptophyta, Magnoliopsida, Zingiberales, Zingiberaceae. The record is from RefSeq and is a predicted model, not a curated record. Gene Ontology annotation, biological process: regulation of DNA-templated transcription. Gene Ontology annotation, molecular function: DNA-binding transcription factor activity; sequence-specific DNA binding.
CGGUCACCGCCUUUCUUUCUUCGCCGUAUAAAGCAGCGGUUCAAGGGACCAAAAACUUCGAUCUUUCGUCGGUAAACUUUGGGAGAAGAAGUGGAGAAAGCAGAGACGCAGGGCGAAGCGAUUUGGAAGCACGCUGGAUCGCAGAAAAAGAAAGACCUUGCAUACAUUCCAGAAGUCCUUCCUGAAAAAUUUGCUCAUAGUGAAGACACAUUUGAUUUGAUCAUGUAACUUUCCUUCCCAACCGUUUGAGUGCAACAACCUCUCUGCCAAACAACUAGUCAGGAGCGGUAUAGUUCUAUAGAGAUCUUCACCAGGGUUUAGCCAGUUGAGUCCUCUCAGCUUACCACUGAUAAAGAUAUCAAGCAGUCUCUAGGUGGUCUUCCAAUUGGUAUUCAGUUACAAUCAAACUGCCUUCUUGCAGUUUCUAGUCAGAGCAUGAGGAAUGCACUACAAAAGAUUGAGACUGCUUUGAUGGAACAUGAUGCUGUUGAACCAACUCCUAGCUCUAGUCAUGAGUUGAAUGACAGCAAACAGCCCUUGCUUGCAAAACAGCGGUCGAGCACGUGGAGCCAUGAAACCCAACUGGAAUCUCCUGAAAGCAAACAACCCUUGCUUGCAAAGCAGCGGUCGAGGACAUGGAGCCAUGACACCCAACUGGAGUCUCCUGGAAGCAAACAGCCCUUGCUUGCAAAGCAGCGGUCGAGCACAUGGAGCCGUGAAACCCAACUGGAGUCUCCUCAAAGCAAGGAACCCUUGCUUGCAAAGCAGCGAUCGAGGACAUGGAGCCGUGAAACCCAACUGGAGUCUCCUGCUGUAGUCCAGUCUCUCUCUGGCAAACAGGUGAGUCUAAGCCAUGAAGUCCGUCCGGAGAAAAAACUUCGAGAAAUGAACCCUCUAGGUGGUAAUGUGAAACAGCUUUUGCUUCAAUGUGCUGAAGCUGUAUCAGAGAAUAAAUCAGAGGAAUUCAAGUUAUUUGCUGAAGAAGUCCGCAAUGCUGUUUCCAUCACCGGAGAGCCUAUUCAGCGUCUUGGUGCUUAUAUGCUAGAAGGACUUGUGGCAAAACAGGAGUCUUCAGGUACCAACAUCUACCGUGGUAAGUACCGUGAGCUGGACAGCAACAAGCUUCUUUCAUACACACACAUCUUGUAUGAUAUCUGCCCUUACUUCAAGUUUGGAUAUAUGGCCGCAAAUGGUGCAAUUGCUGAAGCUCUAAAGAAUGAAGACAUGAUCCAUAUAAUAGACUUUCAGAUUGCUCAAGGAACCCAAUGGGUUACACUAAUACAGGCUUUCGCAGCAAGACCUGGGGGGCCACCACACUUGCGAAUCACAGGGAUCAAUGAUCCAUCAGCAGACCAUGCGCGAGGAGACAAUCCGAAUCUAGUUGAGAAUUUGUUUUCUGACAUGUCCAAGAAGUUCAACAUUCCCCUGCAGUUCCGCAGCCUAACUGUGCACGGACCCGAGGUCACAAGAGAAAUGUUGGACAUCAGAACUGGGGAAGCGCUCGCUGUGAACUUCACUCUUCAGCUACACCACACCCCGGAUGAGAGUGUCGAUGUGAACAACCCUCGUGACGGCCUGCUCAGAAUGAUAAAGGGAUUGUCACCCAAAGUAACUACUCUGGUCGAGCAAGAGUCAAACACCAACACAACACCUUUCCUGACAAGAUUCUCAGAGACAUUGGAUUAUUACUCCGCGAUGUUUGAAUCUAUCGACGCAACUUUAGCAAGGGAUAGGAGGGAGCGGAUAAGCGUGGAACAGCACUGCCUGGCGAAGGACAUAGUUAACAUCAUCGCCUGUGAAGGCAAGGAGCGAGUGGAGAGGCAUGAGCUGCUUGGGAAGUGGAGAUCCAGACUCACCAUGGCAGGUUUCAAGCCCUAUCCACUGAGCUCCUAUGUGAACUCCGUGAUAAAGACUCUGUUGGGUCACUACUCUGAUAAAUAUACAGUGUUGGAGAAGGAUGGCGCAUUACUUCUCGGAUGGAAGAACAGGAACCUGAUCUCAGCGUCAGCGUGGCACUGAUCUAAGGACCCUCUUAACACGGUUUAGAUUAGUUUCUUGCAUAAACAACAUCCACGUAAUGGCAUAUGGAGCUUGAUCAAGCGGCUUGUUUGAUUUCUUCCGCUUCAUUUACAUUCUGCCAAUGCUGCAAACUGUCCUAGUACACUUGUAAUCUUAUCUUGUUAAUUAGAAAAAACUACUUGAGAGCUU